Messenger RNA from Cuscuta epithymum, 9139 nucleotides. Lineage: Eukaryota; Viridiplantae; Streptophyta; Magnoliopsida; Solanales; Convolvulaceae. The record is from the annotation of a GenBank genome assembly.
CUGCACUCAAAUUAUUUUUAGAAAAAAAUUACUUAUUCAGAAACUAUAAUAAAAGCUUUACAAAGUUGCAAAAUCAGAAUCAAAUUUGAUAAAAAUUUGAUAUAUAAAGUAAGAGAUUAUGAGUGAUUUGUGUUGACCAAGUGAAUAAGAAAAGUGUCUUACAAAAUGGGACUAAGAGAGUAACAUUACUAUACUUUUGUAGUAUAAGAAUGCUUUUAUUUGAACUGUUUUCAAUCCUAGACUUGACCAAUCCAAAUAGACUUAAACAGACCAGACCAGAUUUCUUUAGUUAUAAAUACAAUAAGACCAAAUAUUUACCAGACCAAUUCAGAUUAGACCAGAUCAAACUUAAACAGAUCAGACCAGAUAAGACUAGACCAGCAAAUUACAGUCCAAGUAAAAAUAUCCUAACACUAUAAUUUCGAAGUGUAAUUUUAAAUUCUAUUUUUAAAUAAAAAAAACAGAAGAAUCUAACCUAAGAUGAGAUGAAACGAAGAGAAUGGAUGUACUUUUGAAUGGAAAAUUCUAUUCACAUCCCCUUUCUUACUAAAUACAGCCACUAAAUUAAAUAUGAAUAAUAAAAAAUAAAUCUAAUAUCUAAAUUACCUGAUAGAGAUCAAGGAAGGCAACAGCCUAUUAAGGAUCGUACUACCUAUUAUGAGAAAGUCUAAAAUAGAAAGGGAAAGGAGACUAAUAAUAAGUAAUGAGAUUGUUUGUAUAUGGGAUCAGGGGUUGGCUAUUAUAAAUAGGUGUGUUAAUUCAUCUUUCCCAAUUAGGCCUAAUGCUAGCCUGCUCCACUAAACAUAACACCUCCUAUUUAUAAUAGCCAACCCCCUCUCCCAUAUACAAACAACCUAAUUAUUUAUUAUAAGUCUCCUUUCCCUUUCUAUUUUAGACUUUCUUAUAAUAGGUAUUGCUCCUUAAGAGUAGGUUGUUGCCUUCCUUGAUCUCUAUCAUCACUCCCUCACCACAUCUUCAUCAUUGCGCCUCUCCCUUCCUUUCUGGACCGUGAGGUUCAUGAUUUGGACCUUCAUCCUCAAUUCUUCCACAACAAGAAAGAGCAAAAGAAAAGGUCCGGCGGCAUACUGCUCCAGGAUGUUGUAGAGUUUAAAAACUCCCAGCCACUACAUCUCUUGUUGUAACCAUUGCUUUGGUUCUAACCUCUGGUCAAGAGACUUGGGGGUGUUUGGAUCUGAUUCUCAAGGAGCAGAAGAAGAAGUUGAAGUGUUUGGGUGAAAGUGGAGAAGUGAUUCAGGUGCUCUAAUUUAUUCUUAGAAUCAGUUUUUUUAGAAGCUGGUCUCCCCCAACUUCUGAAAACAGAUUCUGCUUCUGCUUUAAAAAAGAAGCAGAAGCAGAAUCUGUCCCAAACACCCCUUAAUCUCGAUUUUGUCCAAAUAUGAGAAAACCCUAUCCCAACUUUUAACUGUGUUUUAACAUAAAAUUCAUUGGGAAACCCAGAACAAAAUAGAGCAGGCUCAACUGCCUCUGAUCUGAAAUCCUUGUCUAGUAACUCCUCGAGAUAUUUACAAGGAUCCCAUCAGACACGAAGCUUUUAUACAAGCCAAUGAAACAAUUCACACGACAAUAUAUGUAUUCCUCUGUUAACCUCUGUUAACCUAUCCCAUGUAUAUCAUUUCAAAAGGACAGAUGUAUCUAAGUCUCUUAGCAGCGAGCUGGAUUCCUUCAGAAUCUGGGGAGGAUAAAGCACAACCUGCUGCAUUACCGAAAACAACAACUACUUGUUUACGAACAAUUUCUGAUUUUAAAGAUAAUUCCAUGAGGUAUUCUAUCUUGGAGGCAUCACUGGUAUUCUGAAAUAAAGCUAGCUACGUCGCCAUGGAGUCCAUGGUUCUUAAAUUUGACAACAACCCUAACUCCUUUAUUUCAUCAAUUUUUCCCUCUACAAUGUUACCCGUAGCAAACUUCUCAAGCCCAUCUCAAUGCAAGAUCUGGGAAAUUCCAUGGUAGAAGCUUGACAAUCAUGUAUUCUGAAAGAAAACGCCCUUGACUAAAUGAAACCUAGUUGUAACGCAUAAUGAUUGCUGCCAGGACAUUGUUAGUUGACGAGAGUCCUCAUCAACAUCAAUUAUAUUCAUACAAAUUGAUUGUCUAACACUGAAAACUUCAGUGGUACUGAAUCUCAUGUCAUCUGAAGCCUUGUUUUUGAGACAAAAUCCAGUCGCACACCCUCGAUAGCGAAUACACACACACCACUUUCAAUUAUGUUACACUUAUACCCCUGCAACACCGAGUAAAGGAAGAAGUGACUAACAUCCAUGGUAAAAUGCAGAGGUGUGCUGAUUAAUGCAUACUUGGCAGAAGGUACCAAUUUGCACCCUUUAACAUCAAGAAUCAAAAGCUGGUUCUGCCUUUCAACAAUAUCAAUGCACUUCUCCAUCCAUCUCCGAAUAAAAAUUGUGCUCAACACACUGUCACCUUCCCGGUCCUUGUCUCUUUUCUUUAGUAUCAUGAGCCGUGGACCAAUACUUGUCAUAUGAAACUACAUGUUAAGACCUAAACCUCCAUCUAGCACAAGAAUACCAAUUGUUGGCAGGCCCAUAACUUUUCCCCCUUCGGUUACUGCAUCUGUGAAAGGAUCUUGAAUGAGAUCCUGAAGGAUCUUGAUAUAUUGGUUCCAGAGUCUGACUUGACGGGCUCGUUCUUGAGAAAACAAGCAAUUGCGCUAGCUUCAGGUCCAGCUGCAACUGACGAAUUCUCAUCGCAUUCAACAUCUGCCCUGGGCGGUGAAGAAUAGACUCGCGAAGAAGUCUGAGACGGGAAACAUCUGCUCCGGAUGAAGCUUGUGAACUGGACAAAAAUGAUGGCGAGGAAUCCUGCGAGAGUUUGAGAGAAACUGCUUGUGAUGAAGACGGUGAACAGUAAAGAUCGGCGAGUGAGGAAUCCUGCGAUCUUGGAGGAACUGUUCGCAACUGCGGACUGGGAAAUUCUUUUAUCUAUCGAGUCGCACUUUGACACGAACUGAGAGCAGGUGAAAGAAACUGCGAAGAAACCUGCGAUAAAACCUGCAAGAUCAAUUCGUGCAGCCUUGCGAAGCCAUUCCGCACUUCGUUGCGAGUCUUCCACACUUCAUUGUGAGUCUUCCGCACUUCAUCAUGAAAGUUCUGCAUCUCCUCGCGGUUAAGUUCCCAUUGCGCUGCAAACUCUGCAGCUUACUUUCCAUCGUUCUUUGAGUAGCGACCAUUGACAGGCGACAGAAACCACGCUCUGAUACCAAUGAUAGGUUCAGGCCUAAUUAUGGUAACUUUCAGGGGUUUGAGAGUAGACUACAAUGGAGAAUUAAGCAAUUGGGGAACAUGAAUUAACAGUAGAGAAAGAUAAGGUACAAAGGCAGUUAGAGAAUGCCAGCUCCCAAGUCCCAAAGUCCAAGAUAAUACCAGCCUGCUUCACUAAACAUAACACCUCCUAUUUAGGCUUUGUUUGCAACCACUUGUGCUUAAAUAAAAGCACUUUUUGAUAAAAAGGGAAUAGUAGUAAAAGUUGGUAGUGUUUGGUAAAAUAAGUGCUUUUUGUGUAAUAGAAAAAGUAAAAAGUAGAUUCAACACGGAAGCCGAGAAAGUAAAAGUUGGUAGUGUUUGGUAAAAUAAGUGCUUUUUUCUUAAAAAAAAGCCCAAAUCACUUUUCUCAAGUGGUUGCAAACAAAGCCUUAUAAUAGCCAACCCCCGCUCCCAUUCACAAUCUAAUUAUUUAUUAUUAGUCUCCAUUCCCUUUUUAUUAUAGACUUUCUCAUAAUAGGUACUGCUAUCCUUAAGAGUAGGCUGUUGCCUUCCUUGAUCUCUAUCAUUACCCUUCCUGCUGCAUAACGACCGUUUAAGUGAUCGACUGAUGAGAACCCAGCCCAUUUAGAUAUUAAUAAUGAAAGGGAUUUUUCCAGAGUUUAUAGUAGGAGAAAUAAAAGGGCAAAGGAGUAAAAGCAUAAUUAAUGGGGGGAGCUGGGUCGGCAGAUUGGGGAAUAAAACGGGAACCAAGGGAGGAGAAUAGGCAUUGGGGAAAUUUGGAUAGACUGGUUUUGGAGAGAGGGGCCCUCUCGAAAGGCUUCCAACUUGUUUUUCUCUUUCAACAAAUAAUCUUCCUGAUCAUUGUGUUCCAGGAUUCAGUAAUUUUCUUUCAAUAAAAUUUUCAGAGUAUUUCAGUUCUUAUCAUUUGGUAUCAGAGCACGAUCACUGUACCUGUGUAUGGUAUUCACUCGAUCAAACAUGGAACAACGACUUGAAAGUUUGGAGCGAUCUGUAGAGAUUUCCAAGGAAGAGAUCCGAGCAGAGAUGAGAGCAUUGAUGGACGAGAAAGUGCAGUUGUUGCUGGACAAGAUGCAAAGCUUCGAAGUUCAGGGCCAUCACAGGAGAAGAAGAGGACGGUCACCCACCCAUCGACGGCGACAACCUUAUGCCAGCGUGAGUUCGUCCAAGUCAGGAAGUAUUUCUCAGGGUUCUCGAUCCUCUUCUCGUACCCCUGAACCGACGGGAAUUAACGAUCGAGUAUAUACGGGACGAAAGGUGGAUUUACCGCUUUUUAGUGGGAACGAUGCUUACGGAUGGCUUAUCAGGGUGGAACGCUAUUUUAAACUAAAUCAAGUAUCCGAGAGUGAUAAAGUGGAAGUUGUCCUGAUGGCCAUGACCGACAGGGCUCUGAACUGGUAUCAAUGGUGGGAUGAACAAACUGAUGACUAUUCCUGGGGAAAUUUUAAGGAAGCAUUGAUCCGACGUUUCCAGCUGGAAUUAGUUCAGAACCCGUUUGGCCCUAUGCUCAAAAUUAAGCAAACUAAUUCAGUCAUGGAGUACAGGGAUCACUUCGAAAAGGUUGUAGCUCCCAUCAAAAUUGCUGACCCAGAGAUGCUAAAAGGAGUAUUUUUCAAUGGCCUCAAAGAAGAAAUUAGUUCAGAGCUGAAGUUGCACCGGACCACGGGGAUAACUGAUCUUAUGGACACCGCCCAGCUUGUAGAACAGAAAAACCUGACAUCAAAAGGGGGAAAGAAUAAGGAAAUAGACCGACGAGGGUGGAUAAGUACGGGAAUGAAUUCAUCCAAAGGUCAGUACAGUGCGGAAGGAAAUAUAGGAAAAUUUGUCACACCAAAAAUUCCUAUGCUGGAGAGGGACCAUUCAGAAGUUCAACAUGAACAUUCUAGCGGGUUGAAUAAACAAUGGAAGGGAGGACCAAGACUGUCUCAAGCUGAAAUACAAGAUAGAUCUAGAAGAGGACUAUGUUUUAAAUGUGGGGACAAAUGGAGUAAAGAACACAUGUGCAAAAUGAAAAACUACCAGUUAAUGUGGGUAGAGUCAGUAGAAGAAAACGAGGAAGGUGAACCGCAGGUGUUGGAAACAGGGGAGAUUGAGGCUGACACAGGAGAACACAACGAUAUGCAACUAUCGAUUUUAAGUAAGGAAGGAAUCAAUACUUAUAAAACUUUUACAGUCAGGGGACAAAUAAGGAAUACGAGCAAACGCAAAUCAAUCGUAAUCCUCAUUGAUUCAGGUGCUACCCACAACUUCAUUUCUCAGAGAUUGGUUGAUGAGAUGGGGCUGAAUUACAAUGUCAACACUGGGUUCAAGGUCGAAUUGGGAAAUGGAGAUCAUGUGGUUAAUACAGGAAAAUGUGAACAGCUCCAAAUUUGGGUGCAAGGGGAGUGUAUUACUCAAGAUUUCUAUCUCUUGGAACUAGGAGGUACUGAUUUGGUGUUGGGAAUUGCAUGGUUGGCAAGUCUGGGUGAGGUACAGAUAAAUUUCAGUGAUUUAUCCAUCAAAUGGAAGGAAAAAGGGGAAGAUAAGAUGCUCAAGGGAGGUUUUGAGUUAAACAGAACAAAGGCAUCAUGGAAAUCUGUCCUACAGACUUUGCAACACGAAGGAGAAGGGUAUGCCAUUCAUUAUGAGGUAGCUGAUUCCAGCAAGCCAGAUCCAGAAACGGAGAAGGAUUGGGAGGAGCUAAUAAGAGAAUUCCCAAAAGUUUUUCAGAAGCAGGCAGGUUUACCACCUAAAAGAGCAUGUGACCAUGCCAUAAACAUCAAAGAAGGAGCAUUGAUUCCAAAUUCCCGGCCAUAUCGAUAUCCUCAUUAUCAAAAAGAUGAGAUAGAAAAAUUGGUGCAGGAAAUGUUGAACAGUGGAGUUCUCAGACCUAGUACGAGCCCAUACAGCAGUCCAGUCAUUAUGGUUAAGAAGAAGGAAGGAGGUUGGAGAAUUUGUGGAGAUUACAGGGCCCUUAACAAAAUUACAAUUCCUGACAAGUUUCCUAUUCCUAUCAUUGAAGAACUGUUAGAUGAAUUGGGGGAGGCUCAGGUAUUUUCCAAGUUGGAUCUGAAAUCCGGGUACCAUCAAAUUCAGAUGAAGGAAAGUGACAUCCCUAAAACUGCCAUUCGAACCCAUGAAGGACAUUAUGAGUAUGUCGUCAUGCCGUUUGGGUUAACCAACGCUCCCUCUACUUUCCAGGCUCUGAUGAACCACAUUUUGAAGCCGUAUUUGAGGAAAUUUGUCCUUGUUUUCUUUGACGAUAUACUGGUGUAUAGCAGAAACGUGGAAGAACACCGGGAACAUUUAGGGAAGGUGCUGAAAGUGCUUCAAGAGAACCAGUUGGUGGUUAACAGAAAAAAAUGCUACUUUGGGCAAAAAGAGCUUGCUUACUUGGGACAUAUCAUAUCAGGUAUUGGGGUCUCUGCUGAUCCCAGUAAGAUCCAAGACAUGCUCAACUGGAAAAGGCCUCAAGAUGUGAAAGGACUCCGGGGAUUUCUGGGGCUAACAGGCUAUUACAGAAGGUUUGUAAAAGGAUAUAGUAGAAUAGCAAAGCCUCUCACCGAUUUGUUAAAAAAGGAUGGCUUUAAAUGGACACGUGAGGCCACCAGUGCAUUCGACGAAUUGAAGGUAGCCAUGACUACGGUACCUGUGUUAGCUAAUCCCGACUUCAACAAAAUGUUCAUAAUUGAGACUGAUGCUUCUGGGCAGGGGAUAGGGGCUGUUUUGAUGCAGGAAGGCAGACCUAUUGCUUAUAUGAGUAGAGUACUAUCCAAUAGAAACCAAAAUAAGUCAGUAUAUGAACGGGAGCUGCUAGCAAUCGUGAUGGCCGUGCAAAAAUGGAGACCAUACCUAAUGGGCCGGAGUUUUGAAGUCCACACCGACCAGAAAAGUUUGAAAUUUCUAAUGGAGCAACGGUUAAUGGGUGAGGAGCAACAAAAGUGGAUCACAAAGCUGUUGGGAUACAAUUUCAGCAUUAAAUAUAAACCGGGUUUGGAGAAUAGGGCCGCGGAUGCACUGUCUAGGAAGGCUAGCUAUCAGGCUCUUUCAGUGGUGAGUUUCCAGGAAUGGCAGGGAUUAGAGGAGGAAUUGUUGCAGGAUACCAGGUGCAAUCAAUUAAUUCAGAACCUGGUGUCACAACCAGAAUCUCAACCAGGUUUUAAAUUGAGAAAAGGGUUAAUCUACUACAAAGAUAGACUCAUGUUGCCCAAGAAAUCUGCGAGAAUCAAUCAAGUGCUGAAAGAAUUCCAUGACUCAGCUUGUGGAGGACAUGCAGGGUACCUCAGAACUUUGAAAAGAAUAUCUAGUGUGCUGUACUGGGAGGGGAUGAGGCAAGAUAUCCAAGAUUAUGUGAAGAGUUGUGAGGUAUGCCAAAGGAACAAGUACCAGGCUCUAAGUCCUGCUGGGCUACUGCAACCUUUGCCGAUUCCAGAUCAUAUUUGGACUGAUAUUAGCCUUGAUUUCAUUGGAGGAUUACCUAGAACGAUGGGUAGGGACACCAUACUAGUGGUGGUUGACAGGCUAACCAAAUAUGCCCAUUUUUUGGCAUUGGGCCAUCCUUAUACGGCUAAGAGUGUGGCUGAGUUGUUUAUUCAGGAGGUGGUGAAGCUGCAUGGGUUUCCCAGGACCAUCGUAUCAGAUCGUGAUAGUCUAUUUUUGAGUUCAUUUUGGGCUGAACUUUUUAAACUUGCAGGUACCAAACUAAAAUACAGUACCGCCUAUCACCCUCAAACGGAUGGGCAGACUGAAGUGGUUAAUCGUUGUCUGGAAACGUAUCUGAGGUGUAUCACUGGUAACAGACCUAAGAAAUGGCCCCAAUGGUUACCUUGGGCUGAGUUUUGGUAUAAUACCAAUUAUCACGCCUCACUGCAGACUUCUCCUUUCAAAGCCUUAUAUGGCCAUGAGCCUCCAACUUUAAUCUUGGGAGAUGCUACAAGGACAGCAGUUGAAGAAGUAACCAAACUCACAGCAGAAAAAAAUGAAAUGAUCAAGGAGUUGAAGCAAAAUCUAGCCAUGGCUCAAAAUAGAAUGAAGCAACAGGCGGAUAAAAAUAGAAGGGAUGUUCAGUUAGAAGUUGGAGAUAGGGUGUUUCUCAAAAUACAACCAUACAAAAUGAAAAGUCUGGCAAAAAGGCUGAACCAGAAGCUAAGCCCAAGAUUUUAUGGCCCUUUUGAAGUCAUUGAAAAAAUAAAUCCAGUGGCUUACAAGUUAAAACUGCCAGAUGGUUGUAAGGUACACCCGGUGUUUCAUGUUUCUUUGUUGAAGAAAACUGUGGUUCCUAACAUUCCUACUCAACCUCUACCUGGAUGCUUAACGGAGGAGUGGGAACUUCAAACAGAACCUGAAGAAGUGUUGGCUGCUAGAGAGUCUAUCAAUGGGAGUAAGGAGAUAUUAGUUCAUUGGAAGGAUUUGCCUAGUUUUGAAGAUUCCUGGGAAGAGUUGUCUGAGUUUCAAUCAUUGUUUCCCAAUUUUCACCUUGGGGACAAGGUGAAUUUUGAAGGGAGGGGUAGUGAUGAGAACCCAGCCCAUUUAGAUAUUAAUAAUGAAAGGGAUUUUUCCAGAGUUUAUAGUAGGAGAAAUAAAAGGGCAAAGGAGUAAAAGCAUAAUUAAUGGGGGGAGCUGGGUCGGCAGAUUGGGGAAUAAAACGGGAACCAAGGGAGGAGAAUAGGCAUUGGGGAAAUUUGGAUAGACUGGUUUUGGAGAGAGGGGCCCUCUCGAAAGGCUUCCAACUUGUUUUUCUCUUUCAACAAAUAAUCUUCCUGAUCAUUGUGUUCCAGGAUUCAGUAAUUUUCUUUCAAUAAAAUUUUCAGAGUAUUUCAGUUCUUAUCAUCGACUUUAUCCUUGUUACUCGAAAUUCAACUAGAAGACCAGGGAAGCAUAACGCAAACCUCAAACGCAGAAACGCA